This is a messenger RNA of Protopterus annectens (West African lungfish), 5855 nucleotides long. RefSeq names its product neuropilin and tolloid like 2 (gene NETO2). The coding region runs from base 1631 to 3208 and encodes 525 amino acids. Gene Ontology annotation, molecular function: protein binding. Lineage: Eukaryota; Metazoa; Chordata; Ceratodontiformes; Protopteridae. The transcript has 9 exons. The record is from RefSeq and is a predicted model, not a curated record.
GAUUAGAACAAGGAAUGCAGUAUUCUACAGAUUUCUUGGGCAUGGCAGCUGUGAAGACCUACAAUGGCAGUGUGUCAUCCCAGUGUAUACUUGGACUGUUAAAACAGCUUUUACAAUUAAAAAUGCAUUUCUAACCUCUAGAUGUGUAAGAUACUUUCGUUUGCUACAGAGAAAACGACCAGAGGAUCACAGGCUGAAUUUCAAUUAGGCUGCAUUUUAUGACUUCAGGAUUGGUAGUGCGUUCUUGGUUGCUAAAUAGAGCGCGACAUAAAGGGUACCCUAAGCUGGCGCUUAUGUUUGGCAAGGAUGACAAGGGAAGCAGUGGGGUCUCACUUGGUGGUGUGGAUUCUUGAUUCCUAGAACAAAUCAUGGUGAGAACAAUUCAUUUAACAUGCUGCAUGCUUGGCUUGCGAUUUGAGUUAAAGGAGAUCUUUUUACUGAAGAACCUUUAACUGCGACACUUAGCGAGACUGGCCACCCCAGAGCUAUCCCCACACAAUGUAAAUAAUAUUCCUGUUGCCCCUGGAGGCAAGUCGGCAGCCUCUGAAAAUUAUUAUAUUGAGUACUGGAGUGUAAUCUGGCUCUUGUCCUUAACCCUCCCAAACACUCCCCAUUUUGGAGACGUGUUUUAACACCGUAGGCUGCCUUUUUCACGUGUUUUAUGUUUAGCUUAUACCUCAGACAGGUUCCCCCAUAAUAAUAUGCUGAAGUUUCGGUACUAAGUGGCUUGAAUGUGAUGCCUAGAAGUCGGCACUCUUGAAGUACACUGGAUGAGGCUCAGGCAUCACAGGCUGCAACCUCGCUUGCCAUCCACUAAUCCCACACCUCCGGGCUCGUCAUGCCUCUUGAGGAGGUGGGCUAGUCCCUGAGAGGCGCCUCAGCCCUCUCAGUCUCUUACUCUGCUGGUACCCUAAUGAAACUGCAGCUGUAAGAAAACGCUCAGUGUGGGGAUGGAAAGGAGGGCAUGCGUAUACGCAACUCACUCCAGCAAGCAGCAGCACUCCGUAAACGAAGAUCAUUUAUUGGCAACACUCUGGUUCAGUUCGGAUAACACUCUCCUGCCUUGAUUUAAAAGCCGUUCGCGCUCAGUUAAUGGUAUAUUGACAACUGUACUUCUCGGCUGUACCUAAUUUCAGGACUACAUGCCAAGGAACCUUUCCAAGGAAGCUGAACAUAGGAAGUGCACCUUUUCGUUCGUCUGGUCCCAUUUAUGCACAAGGAGCUGAAACCAGUGGCUGACCAGCACCUGCUGAUUGCAGGUGGGUGCAGUGCAGGGCUUACCAGAGGCAGACUUGGAGCAGAGCUGAGGUUUAAAUCCCUCGCAUUGGAUGGCUUGUUUAAUACUAGCAGCCGCCUAAUUGCUUUGUAGUAAGUAUGUACUACUUCUGAAGCUGUUGGGCAAGCAGCCCUCAGGGAAGUACGCAUUGACAUUGUCCAAACUUUGCGCUGAUGGUCAUUUGCAGUAAAAGUAAACAAUCGUGUGUGGAUUGGUAGGGAGAGACUAAUCUGGAGAACUUGGGAAUUCCGUAGUAAUAAGGCGAAGCCUGAAGUCACUCUCUGUUGUAACGCGUUUCUUAUCUGAGUGGAGAAGCGACACAUUCAUCACCUGGAGCUGCAGUGAAAGGGAAAUAUGGCACUGGAAAAACUAACUUUCUUAAUGAAAGGACUGUUGAUAAUCUUUCUGAUACGGGAAGGUCUUGCCGUAGCACAAAAGACACAAGAAGGACUAAGUCUUGGAACAAAGCACAUACCAUCAACGCAGUGUGGCACUUGGGUGCGGACAAGCAACGGAGGCUAUUUUUCAUCACCUAAUUAUCCAAAUUCCUAUUCUGCAAACAAAGAGUGCAUCUACAUUAUAGAAGCUGCCCCCCGCCAAAGAAUUGAAUUGUCAUUUGAUGAUCCAUAUUAUGUAGAACCUUCAUUUGAAUGUCGGUUUGAUCACUUGGAGAUUCGAGAUGGACCAUUUGGAUUUUCACCUUUAACUGACCGUUACUGUGGUCCAAAAAAGCCAGCAACAAUUCGUUCAACAGGAAGAUUUAUGUGGAUCAAGUUUUUCUCUGAUGAAGAACUAGAAGGGAUUGGAUUUCGAGCCAAAUACUCUUUCAUACCAGAUCCAGACUUCACAUACUUGGGAGGUAUAUUAAAUCCAAUCCCAGAUUGCCAGUUUGAGUUCUCUGGUGAUGAUGGGAUAAUACGUUCUAGCCAAAUAGAUCAAGAUGGAAAACUAAAACCUGGGCAAGCACUAGACUGUAUAUGGACUAUAAAAGCAACAACCAAAGCUAAAAUUUACUUGCGAUUUCUUGACUACCAGAUGGAACAUUCAAAUGAGUGCAAGCGAAACUUUGUUGCAGUUUAUGAUGGAAGUAGUGCUAUUGAGAACCUAAAGGCAAAGUUUUGCAGCACAGUGGCGAAUGAUGUGACAUUACAGACAGGCACUGGAGUUGUGCGAAUGUGGGCAGAUGAUGGAAGCCGUUUGAGCAGAUUUAGGAUGCUGUUUACCUCUUUUGUUGAUCCUCCCUGCACAGGCAACACGUUCUUUUGUCAUAGCAACAUGUGCAUCAAUAACUCUUUAGUCUGUAAUGGAGUUCAGAAUUGUGCAUACCCAUGGGAUGAAAAUCACUGCAAAGAAAAGAAGAAACCUGGUCUAUUUGAGCAGAUUACAAGGACCCAUGGAACAAUUAUUGGAAUUUCUUCUGGAGUGGUUCUGGUUCUUCUUAUUAUUUCCAUUCUGGUGCAAGUAAAACAACCACGCAAAAAGGUGAUGGCUCGGAAAGCAACAUUCAACAAGAGCGGUUUUCAGGAGGUGUUUGAUCCACCACAUUAUGAGCUGUUUUCAUUGCGAGACAAGGAAAUGUCUGCAGACCUGGCUGAUUUAUCCGAGGAGCUGGAGAAUUAUCAGAAAAUGAGACGCUCGUCCACUACAUCACGUUGCAUUCAUGACCAUCACUGUGGCUCACAGCCAUCGAGUGUAAAGCAAAGUCGGACCAAUUUAAGCUCUAUGGAGCUUCCAUUUCACAAUGAUUUCUCACAGCCCCAACCCAUGAAGACAUUCAACAGCACAUUUAAGAAGAGCUGUUACAGUUUCAAACAGUCACAUGACUGCCCAGAACAAGUGAUAGAAGACAGAGUAAUGGAAGAAAUUCCUUGUGAAAUUUACGUGCGGGGCCGUGAAGAUUCUGUUCAGGGUUCAGUGUCUAUGGAAUUUUGAACUCUUCUUCCCAAAGGCUAAACCAGCUUUCAUAUACUUUUUACUCGUGGGUUUUUUUUUUUUUUAUUUUCAUUUAAUUUGAAAGUCACAGUUAAAGGCACUUCUUGUUUAUCUCUUUUAUCUUUAUGAACUACUACAACACUCUUUGAGCUUUUAAGACUUUUUUUAAUGAAAAUGACAUUGAAAAGUAAGAAGAAUUUAUCUGUAUAUAGAAUUCUGUGCAAAAGCUCAGUUCAAUAAUUAUUUUAGUUUGUGACGUCUUACUGUUUCUUUCUAGCUGUUGUAGAAAAUGUAUAACAUUUGUCACAAAGUCUCCCCAGUUUUAAAAUAGAUGGUCUCAAACUGAAAUCUAGCUACAAACCUCAACUAUUAAUGGUUGACCGAAUGCACAAACAAGUGUGUCAGAACUGAAGAGAAUAGUUUAAGAAUACGUAUCACUUGAUUCUUUCUCUGUUCUUUCAGCUGCAAAUAUGAACUGAUUUUUUUGCUUGUUUUUACAUUCCUGCAUCUUCCUAUAGUGCCCCACGUUCACAACAGGUAUGCCAGGUGCUCCUUAAUCCCCUACAUUUUCUCCAGUGCUGUCUGGGGCUGGUUGUGGAACCUAGUGGCAUCCAGGGUGUCUUGGCUAAAACCCCUGUACUGUUUAUUUUCUGUUAUUCCCUACACAUUACACCUCACAGUGUGGCAGCAUGGUAUUGCUCAAGGGUAGGCAUGUAAUGGGGGCAUGUGGGGUAUCACCCCAUCUCCAUGACCAAUUAGUUGUGCCCACCACCCUUUCCCCUCUUUUUGAGCUACAGCCAUCAGUGCAGUAUCCCCAUCCUCUACCACGUGUCACCACAAGGAAUACCCACAUGCCCAUGCCUUCCCUGCUGAUCCAUCAGUCACCUAGCCAUUAAUUGAACCUAUGUUGACUGGGCUGUAGUCAGCGCUUUAUCCAUCAAUGCUACUGGAGAGGUUGCAAAUGUGAACUUUUACUUAAAUCAUGUGUAUCUCUUACCCCACCAUCAAUUCUAAUAACUGCUUCCUGUCAUGUGUAGUUAUCCUCAAGUCUUUGUCUCAGAGCAGACAUGGAAAGUCUAACCUUAUGGCCAUUACUUUGCAGGAAACAUAUACAUUCAACCACAGAUGAUUACGGAUAUGUACUUAUACUUUGGCAGGAUUUUAGAAAAGGGAGAAAUAAUAUACUGUCACUUUUGUCAUCACUUAACUGAAGAAUGUUAGCAGUGCUGACAUGUUUUAACCAACAUAUGCGAAUUUUAAAGGCAUGGGGUCAGAAGGGUGUUACAGUAAUCAGAAUUGUUGCCUCACAGUGUUUGGCUCUCCCAUUUCAUUCCUGGCUGUAGAGCCUUCUUUGAUGCUUCUUAUGAUCUCCAUGUUCCCCCUGGAGUCUCACCAGGGUCUCUGGUUUCCUUCUACAUUCCAAAGACAUGCCAGAAGGUGGAGAAGUGAUGCUAAAUUAACCUCAGAUAAGCAAAUCAAUGUGUCUGUGUGAGUAUGCGUGUCCUGAAAUGGACUGGCAUCAUGUCUGGGUCUGGUAUUUGGUUUAUACCCACUGCCUGACAGAGUAGGGUGUUGCCCUCUCUAGCAGAGAAUUGGAUAAAGCAGGUAUAAAAGAUGGAUGAAUGGAUGGAUGGAUGGGUGGAUGGAUGGAUGGAUGGAUGGAUGGAUGGAUUGAAACUCAGUCAUUCUAGACAUGACUUACAGCUGCAUUAUAUACGUUUUUACAUAAGUACCAUCAUUUCAAUUUGUCUCUGUAAGUGCUGAGACAGCAUGGCUGCUAUGUAAGUUAUAGAAUACUACAUACAGGCUCCUCAACUACCACAGAUCUGUACACAUAAUAAAAUAGGAGGACUUCAUUUAUUCCGUUACUUUGGAGCCUGGCCGCAGACUACAACAAACUGCAGUGUUGAACCUACAGGUGGCUUUUUAUGAUUUCUGCAACACUUCUUCAUUUUGUUGCAUAAUAGUAAGAGAACAUUUAUGCAUGCAUGAUUUAAAACUAUCACAAGAACUAAACUGAAGUAUCAAAACAUUUUAAGAAGCUGUACAGCUGUGUAUGUAGUCAAUUCAGGACCAGUAGUUUUAUUUUCAUGAGGUAAAUGUACAAGACUUUGCGCACAGAAUCUCUGUAACGUUUUCAACAAGUCCUCCAUAUAACAUGUGUAGCAGAAAUUUACGUGAUGAGAUGUUUUAUCUCAGCUUGUAAUAAUAGGAAUGGCAUGUAUAGCAACUUAUGAAUAAUCACAGAUAACUGUGUUCCAUUGACACUCAUGGAUAAAGUAAUGUAUUCUUGUUUUUUAUAAAUGUGAUAUGUUACUAUGCAGGCUGUUCAAAUGAAUUUCCAUAAAUAGAACACCGCUGUUGUACAUCCCCGUUGAGUCUGUUCUUCUGUAAUCAGAUAAGAAGAGCGAUUAGAAGCCGUUACAUUUACAGUGGGAGUGAAACAUGAAUAGGACUCCAUGUCUUACAAAUCAGCUUUAAAAAAAUCCCUUUUUUACACAAAGAUACACUUCUUCCUCAGCAAAAAUCAGUCUUCAAUCUAAAACUGGAUUUUCCUUCAUUUGUGUGGGCAAAUCAUGUUUUAAUGUUAUAUGGCAAAAACUGAUGAACUACAAAAAAUAUAUGAAUAAAAAAAUGCAGUCUGUUA